AUGCACACACGGUGGUGGAGUCGUGAGCCGGGUAUGCUGAACGGGUCAAUCAAAGAAACGAAUUCGGUGAUCGUCCCCGCUGAUUGGUUGACGAAACACACACAUCCGCACACACACUCACGCCAGACACAUGAACAGAUGUUGACGUGUGUAGACACACCUGUGAAAAGUCAAACCUGUAUGCUGCAACAGGCAUGUGCCAGUAGGAACAUACAACCGGAGAUUUCUAACAUCACAAAAAAUUAUCUGAUCGAUUCGGAUGAUGCUGAUGACGCUGCUGACGACGAUGAUGAUAACAUUGAUGAUGAUAGCGAUGAUGAUGUUGACGAUGAUGAUGAUCAUGUUUACGAUGAUGAUGAUGAUGAUGAUGAUGAUGAUGAUGAUGAUGAUGAUGAUGAUGAUGAUGAGGAUGAUAAUGAUGAUGAUGAUGAUGAUGAUGAUGAUGAUGAUGAUGAUGAUGAUGAUGAUUGA
Messenger RNA from Echinostoma caproni, 471 nucleotides. NCBI's taxonomy places the organism in Eukaryota, Metazoa, Platyhelminthes, Trematoda, Plagiorchiida, Echinostomatidae. The record is from the annotation of a GenBank genome assembly.